GUCAGAAUCAGAGGACUCAUUUCAUCUCUGCACAUCAAGGAAACAGAAAUCCACUCAGGAAACCUUCAGUUUGAUUUCUUCCCUCUUGAAAAAGAAAAUAACCAAAGAGCUCCAGACCGACCAUGUCUGCCAGCAGUGAAGAACUGCAGGUGGCGCUGUCGGGGUACACCAAAGACACCCUCACAUACAUCCACACAGUGAGGAUGUUCUGCGAGACGUCCUCUAAGUGGAAGGAGUCCAGGGAGACUGAGGUGGAAAUGCUGAGGAACAUCAAAGACACACAACGUGCAAAGCUGGAAAGCCAACUGACCGAGCUGCUGAAGAACAUCCUGCAGGGUCUGCAGGAGAUCAGCCCCUUCCUGGAGGCUGUGGAGAAACUAGCUUCCACCUCACUGGAGGUCUUCACAGAGAAUCAGCUGCUCCAUCUGCCCAGACACGUCACACUGGAUUACGCUCAGGUCAUGGUCUCCUCUGCAAAAGCAAUCGGUCCUCUGGUGCUGGAGUUCAAGAUAGACAUGGAUCCAUUUUUUGUUCCGAGACUUCAGAAUGUGGAGGUUCUGGCAUACCAGCUGGAAAAAUACAUCCAGACCACCAGCAGCAUCUGUGAGAAGUUUGGGAAAAGUGACUUCAGUGACUUUGACUUGGAAAUGGUUGGAGAGACGGUGGUCGACCUGAGUGCUGGAUUACCUGAAGAAGACAUCCAGAGGAUGCUCGAUCACAUCAACCAGCUGGUUGAGAUCAGGAAUGAUCCACACUUCCGGAUGGCGUUCUUGUUUCAACAGAAACCAGGUGAACACUUCAUCACUGAGUUUAAGAACCGACAGCCCGGGAUGCUGACGUUCCUGAAGGAACUGGAGGAAACCGCUGUUCAACUGGACAGGAUGAACAUGGGAGCGAGAAUUUCUGCUGUGGCCGGUAGUUCAGUGGGGGUGGUCGGUGGCAUUCUGUCCAUUGUUGGCCUGGCAUUGAUGCCCAUCACCGCUGGAGUGUCCCUGUCUCUGAUUCUGGCCGGGACCGGACUGGGAGUCACCAGCGGUGUCAACAGCAUGGUCACCACUGCCACUGAAAUGGGAGUGAACAACACUCAACAGAAGAAAGCCAAAAACACCUUCAAGAGCUUCAUGGAGGAUGUGCAGAGGCUCCAGGCUUGUGUGGAUGAAACAAAAUGUCAAAUAGACUCCAAACUGGGAGUCAACCAAAGAGAAGUGGGUCGGGCAGUCUUUAAGAUCAUCCGUGAGGGCUAUGCUGUUAAAAGAGGCAUUGAUUCAAUUGUAAAGGAUGCUUCCGUUCUUUUAAAAAGUCAGCAGGCUGCAGCAGGUGCUGGUAAAGUGUUGGCUCAGGAGGGUAAAGCUCUAAGUAGCAUUCCCAGAGUGGCCUCAGAUGUCCCUGAUAUCGGUCAGGCAGCAGCCAAAAGCUCUCUUGCUUUAACCAAAACAGCCCGAGCUGGUUUCAUCACACUCAACGCUCUCUUCCUGGGUAUGGACGUCUUCACGAUCUGCAAAACCAGCAUGGAUCUGGCCAAAGGCAGCGAGACUCAAGUCUCAAAAUUAAUCCGAGCCAGAGCGGCGCUGUGGAGCUCAGUGAUGGAUUCAUGGCAGAAGAUGUCCGACUCUCUGGUCCAAGGUUUGGAAACAUUGGAGGAGAAGGAGGCUGUCCUGGAGACGCCAUUUUACCCUGAGACUGAGAUGAAGGAGCAGAAAGAAACUGAGGAGGAAGAGCAGUCUGAAGAGGAAGAAAAACCACAGGAUCAAAUGUAACACAGCAAUAUCUACAAGAUUUAAAAUUUGAUUUGUAAAUGUUCUUAUUGCAUCUGUUUGAGGCAGUUCACGAAAUGGUUAUUUCAAGACCUUCAAGUUUCUUUGCUGUCUAUUGUCUGUUUUUAUUUCUUUUGUGAUCAUAAUCCCUUUGCACAUCAGCACGUUUAGCCAUUUCUGCAUGAAUAUGAAUUAAAGUGUACUUUACAAUCACACUUUGCUUCUUUAUUAAAUGUUUCUGUCUGUAAAAGUGGCUUCAAAUGA
This is a messenger RNA of Salarias fasciatus (jewelled blenny), 2018 nucleotides long. RefSeq names its product apolipoprotein L2-like. Gene Ontology annotation, biological process: lipid transport; lipoprotein metabolic process. NCBI's taxonomy places the organism in Eukaryota, Metazoa, Chordata, Actinopteri, Blenniiformes, Blenniidae. The coding region runs from base 123 to 1757 and encodes 544 amino acids. Gene Ontology annotation, molecular function: lipid binding. Gene Ontology annotation, cellular component: membrane; extracellular region. The transcript has 4 exons. The record is from RefSeq and is a predicted model, not a curated record.